Molecule: messenger RNA, 3630 nt
Organism: Charadrius vociferus (killdeer)
Lineage: Eukaryota; Metazoa; Chordata; Aves; Charadriiformes; Charadriidae
Gene: FMN1
Product: formin 1
Exons: 17
Coding region: 1-3630 (1209 amino acids)
Biological process (GO): actin nucleation
Cellular component (GO): cytoplasm; endoplasmic reticulum membrane; actin filament
Molecular function (GO): microtubule binding
Source: RefSeq, a predicted model, not a curated record
AUGGAAGAAGAAAAUGCGGUGCGUGAUUGUAGCGAGCUUUCAGACCUGGAGAGUACAGCAGAAAGCGAACCUGAUCUCUUUACUACAUUUUCUGUGAAAACACUUUUUGGAUUUACAACUAGAUUUGAAUCUACAGCUUCCAAAGAAGAAGCAGUGCUUAAAGCAUUUCAACCUUUGCACACCAAUAUAAAUACUCCCGCGAACACCUGGCACGAGAGGAAUGAUAAUGAUUGUAAUGACGACUCAGAAAAUCAGCAUGGUAUGAAUAGUACCAGUGGCCAAGCUGACCCAAUGUCUGGCAGGCAAACUGACCUGGAGCUGGAGUUAGCUGAACAAAAUGAAUUACUUCUUCACCAUUUGAGGAUUGUACAGGCUUCUUUGUCCGAAUCUGACAAUGAUGACAAGGAUGCUAUUCUCGUACAAGGUACUUUGGUUCAUACAACAAGUGAUACAGAAUCGGACACAGACAGUAAGGACCUAGACACCGAUGAAAACAAUACAAGCGAAUUCGGACUAAAUAAUGCUGCUUUGUCUGCUGAGGCGUUGGAUGAUAACAAUCAAAAUAAGGAAGAGUCAGAAUCAGAAGGGCACAGCAACAGCGAUGACACUGUGGAUACAGAUGGCAUUGAGUUACACCCUCCAAUUUCUGAGCGGCUCCCAAAAGAGCUGGAUGAUAUUUUGGAGCAUGACUCCAAUGGAAAAGACAAAAUGUUAAUGGAUGAGCAGUUCAGUUGCUUGCUUGCUACAGGGGAAUGCCCUCAAGAACUUCCAGAUGAAGAACAAAGACCUUCAGCUAAUAAUACAUCCCUCCAAAAAACAGCACUGGCUGAAAAGACUUUCCAGCUGCCAGCUUUCUUUAGUGGACUACGUGUGAGGAAAAAGGGACUAACCACAGAGGAUGGGGAAACUGUUACAGAAAUUAAACCAAGGGAGAAUGAUUUAGCUCUGCUUAAAUUACGACAGCCUGUUAAGAAAUCCAGUAUUACAUCAGGUUUGACCACUAAAAAAAAAUCAGCUGAACCUAAAGCAAGUCCUACUUUCUUGGAACAACUCUCGCACUUGUUAAACAUAGACGUCUCCAAGAAUGAAGACAGAACCAAGGACUCUGGUGAAGGAUCUGGGGAGAGCGAGGACAGUGAUGAAGCUCAAGAGAACAAAGCCUCCGGCAAAACAGAACCACGAUUUCCCUCUGAGGAAAUGAAAUCAAGCCCUGCUGAAUCUGCACUGGAUGUCUUUAAAGCUUUAUUUGCACGGCCUCCCAAAAAAGAAACAACUGCAGAUACUUCAGAGCUUGAAGCCAUAAAACGCAAAAUGAGAAAUGAAAAAGAGUCCUUGAAAGCUGUAUUUGAAAGGUCAAAAUCAAAACCUGGGGAUGGACCAUCAGACAAAUCUCCUGACCUGAGUCCCUCGGAGCAAGAUGACAAGACUCCAGGGAGACUCCAGACUGUCUGGCCACCACCAAAAGCAAAGCACGAAGAAGUAAAAGUAGGAUUAAAGUACACAGAAGCAGAGUACCAAGCUGCCAUUUUGCAUUUAAAGAGGGAACACAAAGAAGAAAUCGAAACAUUAAAGUCUCAGUUUGAACUCAGGGUAUUCCACAUUCGUGGAGAACACGCCGUAUCAACUGCUCAGCUUGAGGAAACCAUUGCACAUCUGAAGAAUGAACUCGAUAAUAAAUUAAACAGAAGAAAUGAAAAAGCAAAGGAUAUUGGUGUUUCUACAGAAGAUGAUAACCCACCAAAGACAUACCGAAAUGUAUGUAUACAGACUGACAGAGAAACUUUCAUAAAGCCUAGUGAAGAAGAAAACAGAGCUGUGAAAAAUAACCAAAUAGUACCCAAAAAGCUUAAUAUUUCUUCUUUGUCACAUAGUAUUUCUGCCCAAAGUGAAAAUAAGGAAAAUUACAAUGUACAGUCUUCAGAAAGUGUCUUAUCGUGUCAACCAAAACAAAUGCUGCCUCCUCCACCACCACCACCACCGCCACCACCACCACCUCCUCCUCCCCUUCCUGAUUCUUCACUACCAGGUUUAGUUCCUCCACCACCACCUUUGCCAAUGGAUCCGACUUCACUAACAUCUCAGUUUGGAUCUGGUCCACCACUGCCACCUCCACUUUCUGAAGGCUGUAGGAAUUUUCAAGCACCGCCACCACCACCACCACCGCUUCCAGGGCUGGGACCUCCUGUUCCUCCUCCACUGCCUGGAUCUGGGUUACCUCCACCCCCUCCACCUCCUGGGUCUGGGUUCUUUUUUAAUAGCACUUUAUCUUCCAACCAAGGCCCUCGAAAACCUGCCAUUGAACCUAGCCGUCCCAUGAAGCCUUUGUAUUGGACACGGAUACAAUUACAAGGCAGCAGGAAAACUGCUAUGCCAACAUUAUGGGAAUCACUAGAAGAACCUGAUAUACUUGAUACCACAGAGUUUGAAUAUUUAUUCUCCAAAGACAGCACUCAGGAAAAAAGAAAACCAUUAUCAGAGACUUACGAAAAAAAAACCAAGGCCAAAAAGAUUAUCAAAUUGUUGGAUGGAAAGCGGUCUCAAACUGUAGGAAUUUUAAUAUCCAGUUUGCACCUGGAGAUGAAGGAUAUUCAACAAGCUAUACUGUGUGUUGAUGACUCCGUAGUAGAUCUGGAAACACUGGAAGCACUAUAUGAAAAUAGAGCACAAAAGGAUGAACUGGAGAAAAUCAAGCAAUAUUAUCAGACUUCAAAGGAGGAGGAACUGAAGCUUCUGGAUAAACCAGAACAAUUUUUAUAUGAGUUAUCCCAGAUCCCCAACUUCACAGAACGAGCUCAGUGUAUUAUCUUCCAGUCAGUUUUCUCUGAAGGGAUAACAUCAGUGCACCGGAAAGUUGAUAUCAUAACUCGUGUUUCCAAGGCUUUGCUGAACAUGACAAGUGUCAAGGAAAUUUUAGGUUUGAUUCUGGCUUUUGGAAAUUAUAUGAAUGGUGGGAAUAGGACCCGAGGUCAAGCUGAUGGAUUUGGUUUGGAAAUACUCCCCAAACUCAAGGAUGUCAAAAGCAGAGAUAAUGGUAUUAAUCUUGUGGAUUAUGUCGUCAUAUAUUACCUACGCCAUUGUGAUAAGGAAGCAGGAACAGACAAGAGUAUUUUUCCUUUACCAGAACCACAGGAUUUUUUCCAGGCCUCCCAAGUUAAGUUUGAAGACCUAAUAAAAGACUUAAGGAAACUGAAGAGAGAUCUAGAAGCCUCUGAAAAACAGAUGAAGUUGGUUUGCAGAGAGUCUUCUGAAGAGCAUCUCCAGCCCUUCAAGGAGAAAUUAGAGGAAUUCUUCCAGAAAGCUAAAGAAGAACGUAAAAGAGAAGAGAGCAGUUUGGAAAAUGCACAAAAAUGCUUUGAAGAAACAGUGGGAUACUUUGGGAUAAAGCCAAAGCCUGGCGAGAAGGAGAUCACGCCAAACUACGUUUUCACGGUGUGGUACGAAUUCUGCAGUGACUUCAAGACCAUUUGGAAACGAGAGAGCAAAAGCAUUUCCAAGGAACGAAUUAAAGUGGCUCAGCAAUCAGUAAGCAAGUUAACUGCAGAGAAGAAAGUUGAAACGAAGAAAAUCAAUCCUACAGCUAGCCUGAAAGAAAGACUACGUCAAAAGGAAGCCAGUGUGACUGCCAACUGA